Molecule: messenger RNA, 414 nt
Organism: Gilbertella persicaria
Lineage: Eukaryota; Fungi; Mucoromycota; Mucoromycetes; Mucorales; Choanephoraceae
Exons: 2
Coding region: 1-414 (137 amino acids)
Source: RefSeq, a predicted model, not a curated record
AUGUAUGAAACAGAAGGUUCAUCCGUAGCAAGCAGCUCCUAUGCAGAUCAAGAUGAAAUGGAGCACUUUAUGAAUCGAUGCUCCAUAUGCUUUGAUGCCCAGCUUGAUUUUUGCUUGGAAUACUGCAAAGAUCAAUACUGCUUGGAGUGCUUUCAAAAAUACAUAAUAGAAGUCGUAAAAUCAUCAUGGGGUUUGAGUGUGACUCCUAUCAGGUGUCCUGUCUGUACAGAGUUGAUACCAAAGCAUGAAUGGAGCCAAUAUGUACCUCGAAAGAUCAUUGAGAUUUAUGACAAAUUCAACAAACCUUAUCGUAGCUAUACAAGAGCAUGCCCUCACUGCGAAACAGAUAUGAUUCCCUGUACUUAUAACUGUAACAAUAGCUCUUCAUAUCCCUUCAGGUCAAUUAAACUAUGA